Molecule: messenger RNA, 2004 nt
Organism: Thunnus maccoyii (southern bluefin tuna)
Lineage: Eukaryota; Metazoa; Chordata; Actinopteri; Scombriformes; Scombridae
Product: wiskott-Aldrich syndrome protein family member 3-like
Exons: 10
Coding region: 389-1981 (530 amino acids)
Biological process (GO): actin cytoskeleton organization; positive regulation of Arp2/3 complex-mediated actin nucleation
Cellular component (GO): cytoskeleton
Molecular function (GO): Arp2/3 complex binding; protein kinase A regulatory subunit binding; actin binding
Source: RefSeq, a predicted model, not a curated record
CAUUGAAAAAUCCUCCAUGAGGCUCAUUUUCAGUACAUCCAUCUUUUAAAGUCCUGGAUUCUCCUUUUGUUGCAAAUGUCAGUUUUUCCAUCAAUAACGAGCCUGAAAGUUCGCGGAUGCUUUAGUGUCUUUUUCCAGCUGUUUAAAAGAUAACAUGAAGAUGACAAAAAUAUUCUUCUUCUUCUUCUUCUUCUUCUCACCUCUUAUGUUACACACAGCAGGAAACACAUGAAGUAAACAUGAUUUGGGGAACAGAGGAAGAUCAUCACUAACAAUGUGGGAAACAUGUUAUAUCACUUUCUUCUAAAACUCUUUGAUAACAGGACGUCCCCAUGAACGGUGGUGUCGUGUCCCUUCAUCUCCGUUACAUUUAAUGCACUGAUCUGUGAUGAGGGUGAUGUCAGGUUCAUAUGAGGACACAGGAACUCCUACAGAGCUGAUACUGUAUGUAGCUGUAGAUAAAAACAUGACGUCUGUCUGUCUCUGCAGGUCAAACAUGCCGUUGGUGAAGCGGAUCAUUGAACCCAGAUAUCUGUGUCGUGGCGCUCUGCCCGAUGGGGUCGCCAGUGAGCUGGAGUGCGUCACUAACAGUACUCUGGCUGCUGUCAUCAAACAGCUGGGAGGACUCAGUCGCCAUGCAGAGGACAUCUUUGGCGAGUUGUUCACAGAGGCCAACAGUUUCUAUCUGAGGAUGAGCAGCCUGCAGGAGCGAGUGGACCUGCUGGCAGUGAAGGUCACCCAGCUGGACUCCACCGUGGAGGAAGUGUCUCUGCAGGACAUAAACAUGCGAAAGGCUUUCAGGAGCAGCACCAUCCAGGACCAGCAGGUGGUGUCACGGAGCUCCAUCCUCAACCCAGUGCUGGAGAUGUACCAACGCUGCGACAAACCCCCUCCCCUCAACAUUCUGACGCCUUACAGGGACGAUAAGAAGGAUGGUCUGAAGUUCUACACCGACCCGUCUUACUUCUUCAGCUUGUGGAGGGAAAAGAUGCUGCAGGCCACCGAGAACAAACGCAAAGAGAAGAGACGACAGAAGGAGCAGAAGCAUGUUGAGGAGUCUUCAGGACGGGAGGUGAAGAAGGUCCGGAAAGCUCGUAACAGACGGCAGGAGUGGAACCUGAUGGCCUACGACAAGGAGCUCCGCCCAGACGCUCGAGUCACACCGUCACCUUACCACACCUCCGACGGAUCGCUGUCACCUGACAGGUCAGACGACCCCUGCAGCCCCCACCACCAUGACGCCCAGGGGCAUGAUGGGAAGGAUCAUGUUGCCAUGGUGACUGGUGGCAGCGGUCAGACUCAGUCAUUGGACCGCGCCCUCCGACCUGCCUCUGUGUCCUCUGCGGUUGCCGCGACAACCGCCCGGCAGCACUCUCUGGGCCGCAACCAGCCACAUCAUCACCACCACCUGGCACCGGCCAAUCAGAACGGAGCACGGCCCAACGCAGCCAAGGAGGCCAAUGAUCAUCAGAUCCCGCCGGCGCCCCCGCCACCGCCCCCUCUCAUGCCAUCAGCGGGUCAGAUGGCGUUCCCUGACAACUCCAUCCACACCACUACCAUGGCAACGCCGCUUCACCCUGCGGCCGCUCCUGGUAACCAAGGUGGCGCCGUCCUCUCUCGCCCCUACAGCCCCUCCCCUCCUCCCCCUCCCCCAGCCAACUAUGUCCCCUCCCCCUCCCGGCCCGGAGGCCAAGCCCCACCUUCAGCCACUAACGCGCCUCCGUUGCCCCUGGCGACGGACGGCAGGAAGCCUCCCAGCGGACCAAACGUGCCGAUGAAUGACGCCCGCAGCGACCUGCUGGCCGCCAUACGCAGAGGGAUCCAGCUCAGGAAGGUCCAGGAGCAGCGGGAGCAGGAGGAGGCCAAGAAAAGGGAGCCGACAGGAAACGAUGUCGCCACCAUCCUGUCGAGACGCAUCGCUGUGGAGUACAGCGAAUCAGAGGAGGAGUCUGAACCCGAAGACCAGGAGUGGUCUGACUGACGAGGAGGCAGGAGAGGAGAGGA